AUGCAGCCUGAGGACCAGGGUGCAGCCGUGAUGUCCGAAUCGGAAAGCGUGCCGGUUGAAAACAACGUGAGAAAAGCUGCAUCGGAAGAAAAGGCCCCUGCGGAUGACAAACAGGAUGACGGAAACUCUGCUGCUGAGGAGAGAAGUGACGAUGAGGAGCCAAAGCUUGGCCUGCUGUACCAGCCACUGGAGCUGUCAGGUUCUCUGCAGCGCAAGAAUGUUGAGCGGCUGUACGUGAGCUUCCGCACAGCGGCACGUGAGCGGCCCCCACCAGAGCAAGGAAAAGGCACACCACUGGGUGACUGCCCCCACAUCGAGCACAACAUCAACCGUGAGCGCUCAGAGAGUCUCAAGGUUUUGCAUCGACUGCUCUUUGGCCGCCCAGGAGCGCCAUCCGAGAUCAAGAAGAAUUUGUGCAAGUUCAGUGGGUUUCCCUUUGAGAAGGACUCUGCAGAGUAUGUGAAGAGACAAAAGAUGGUUGCAAAGCUCAAAAAGACUGCCCACAAGGACUUCCUGGCUAUGCUUCAUUUGGAGAAGAGUGGCACGGUCGAGGAGUGCACGGAUCGCAUUCUCAACUUCCUGCUCAAGCCCUUUGAUAACAAGAAGGUCCUGCUAGCUACCAAGAAGGGAAAGAGAAAGUCUAUGACACUUGCUUCCGCUGGCAAGGGCCAGACGAAGAAACAAAGGACGGCAACUCCCAAGGCAGAGAAGGGGAAGGCAUCUCGAAAGCGGCCUGCAAAGAAGACCAGCACUCCUGCCAAGUGGAGGAAAGUAGCAAAGAAAGAGGAUUCCGACGAGGACGACAAGUCUGACGAGAAAGAGGUGCCUGUGCCAACUGAACGACAACCGAAACGACGCUGUGAAGUGAAGUUCCUCCUCUUCAUUUCGGGGCUGGAGCGAACUGCCGCGGACACGUUCUUUCUCGCCAGCUCUUUCUCGCAAGGAUGGAACUCCCUCGGGCGUGGACGGCUCCCCGCUGCCGGUGAAAGAGGAGCCAAAGCCGCUCACCACAGCCCAACUGGCCUCCAGGCUGCUGUUGUCCAGGUAUGCUGA
Messenger RNA from Dermacentor silvarum, 1053 nucleotides. Its product is annotated as protein DEK. Gene Ontology annotation, cellular component: nucleus. The transcript is spliced from 2 exons. Gene Ontology annotation, molecular function: DNA binding; histone binding. Bases 1 to 1053 code for a protein of 350 amino acids. The record is from RefSeq and is a predicted model, not a curated record. Lineage: Eukaryota; Metazoa; Arthropoda; Arachnida; Ixodida; Ixodidae. Gene Ontology annotation, biological process: regulation of double-strand break repair; chromatin organization.